Molecule: messenger RNA, 1818 nt
Organism: Rotaria sp. Silwood2
Lineage: Eukaryota; Metazoa; Rotifera; Eurotatoria; Philodinida; Philodinidae
Source: the annotation of a GenBank genome assembly
AUGUUUCUUCAUAUUGCAACUACAGAAGGUGAUAGACCAGAACCAAGUCAAGAUUUUCUUAUUCAAAAACUUGAAAGUGGUUCCAGUCGUUUAUGGCAUGAAAUUCAACAAAAAAUGAAAACAUUUAUUCUCGAAAAUAAUAUGACACAUUUUAAAUUCGAAGCAUUUAUACAAGUACUUAAAGUUAUUAAUCGACUUCUGGAAAUAGGUGAACAAUUUUGUCAAAGUGAUUCUAAUAUACUUCAAGAAGCUAUGCGUCGGCAAAGUGUAGUUUAUUUUCGUUCAUAUCAUAAUGGUCGUUUAGAUGAAUUAAAAAUGUUUCUCGAAAAUGAAACUUGGCAACGAUGCCCCGUUAAAUCAACUUUUCAUAUAACUCAAUUACAUGAAUUUCGAUUUCUACGUGAAGCACCAUCAUUUUCAUCGGAUUUAGCAACUUCAACAUCAUUUAAUCAGAAGUCUGAUCUUGAUUUAUUUGAUCGAUAUUUAUAUACUGAACGUGAACAUCCAUUUGAUCUUGAUCAAACACAAACAACAAUGUCAUCUUCACCAUCACAAUAUAGUGAUACGAAUUCUUUAGAUGUUGAUGAUGGAAAUAUUGUCAAUGGAAAUUCUUAUAAUGAAAGAAAAAUUCGAUCGAAUUCAAAUUCAUCAACUGAUUCAGAUAUUGAAAAUAACGAUCAUGAACGAAAAAGAUCUUUGACUCAUCGUAAUCAUUCUGUAUAUCUUGAUGAAAAAAAUGGCUUAACUAUUGUUACAAAUACAACUUUAAAUGUAACCAGAUUAUUUGGACGAUAUAUGGAAAUGAUCGAAAUGCUUAAACCUAUUGCAUUUGAUGUUAUCAUUUGUAUGACACAACUUUUUGACUAUUAUCUUUAUACAGUUUAUACUUUAUUUGCUUGUGAUAUGAAUGAAAUUCCAGUUGAUGCCUUAAGUCCUCAAUUAAGAUUUACAAUCAAGCGAAUUAGUGAUAAUUUAAUUGCUAAUAAUGAUUCAGAAGUGGCACAUCAUGAAAAAAUAGCUGCUGCUCAUCUAUCACCAUUAGUUGAUAUAAAUAGUUCAACAAGUGUACUCUAUGGUCUUCCACAACGUAUUGUUGCUGCUGAAUCACUUGUUUUUCUUGCUGAACAAUUUGAUUUUCUUCUUCCCUACUUAAAAUUGAUGAUUCCAACUGAUCGUCAUACAUUUUUAACACAAUUUUAUUCUCAAACUAUACAAGUAACACGUGAAUUACGCAUUCCAAUAUAUCAUAAUGUAUCAGCUAAUGUUCUUGAUUAUAUGUCAAUAGCAUUAAUGAUAAGUAAAGUUAAUUGGGAUAUAGGAGAAAUUUUAUCGCAACAUAAUGUUUAUAUUGAUAUACUUGCAAAUGAAUUACAAACAUUUCGAAACCGUUUCGAUCAUAUUAAUGAACAAUUAUUAUCCAUACCCAAAGAUGUUUAUAGAACAAUAUGGGAUCAAAUAUUAGACAAAAUUUUUUAUACGAUGGUUGAAGGGUAUGAUUAUGCAAGUACUAAACAAUGUAGUAAUGAAGGUCGAGCAUUAAUGCAACUCGAUUUUCAACAAUUACUUCGACGAUUAGAACGUAUUAUCGAAGAUCUUAAACCUUUACCACAUAAAGAAUUUGUUGAAAAUUAUAUAAAAGCUUAUUAUUUACCUGAACAAUCAAUUGACCAAUGGAUUCGAGAUAAUACAAUGUAUACAAUAAAACAACGCAAGGCAUUAGUAACAAUGAUGUCACAUUUAAGUAAAAAGAAACGUGCACAAUUAGCGCAAUAUCUUGAUGAACAAGAUCGAUCUCGUACUCCAGUAUUAACAUCCUAA